UGUUAGAUAAUUAAAUCAAAACACUUUGCAGAAAUUUACCAAAAUUUUUCGGUGCCUCAAGUACUUUUCUUCAGCGUAUAAUUCUGUGAAUUUUUUUACAGCCAGUUGGGAUGUUGAGAUCAGCAGCAAACCGCUUGAUGCGCCAAUCAUCUCAGGUUUAUCAAGCUGUUAGGUUGUUCGGCGCAGAUCACCCAAGAGUUAUUUCAGCUGGAGAGGCAUCACUUGUUGAGGUAUUGAAACAAAAGUUUCCGAAAGCAAAAUACAUUGAAGUGCAAGAUAUCUCAGGUGGCUGUGGUGCCAUGUACGAAAUCUACGUGGAGACUCUAGAUUUCAAAGGUCUUAACACAAUCAAACAACAUAGGUUAGUCACAGAAGCCCUUAAACAACAGAUAAAGGAUAUGCAUGGUGUCAGAAUUCACACCAAGUUGCCAAGAGAUGAUGAAUGAAUACUGAAUGCUGGGACUAAAAUAGAAUUUAUCAGUCAAGGUUUAAAAUUGUUUUGAUUACCUGCUUUCAUUUCAAGCAUUCUUAUAAUAAGGGUGAAAAAGCUAAGCUGGCAUCAUUGUGAUGUAGACAGUAAUCAUGCUGUAGUGCUUUAAUUAAGCACUAAGCAAUAAAUGGCUUGAAUAACA
Daphnia carinata is the source of this 632-nucleotide messenger RNA. Its product is annotated as bolA-like protein 3. The record is from RefSeq and is a predicted model, not a curated record. Lineage: Eukaryota; Metazoa; Arthropoda; Branchiopoda; Diplostraca; Daphniidae. Bases 111 to 446 code for a protein of 111 amino acids. The transcript has 3 exons.